Effrenium voratum is the source of this 1521-nucleotide messenger RNA. NCBI's taxonomy places the organism in Eukaryota, Dinophyceae, Suessiales, Symbiodiniaceae. The record is from the annotation of a GenBank genome assembly.
AUGUCUGUGCGGGGCGCCUUGGCGUGCGCGGGCGAAGAGUUUCUGAGCGGCGUCAAGGCCAACGUUGCGGGAUGCCACGAGUUCUGGACCAAUCCCACAGAGGCCAAGAAGCAGUACACCACGAGCUACCUCAAGUCCUUAGUCAUCUCACUGCUAGUGACGAGUCUGGUCUCGGCACUUCUGCUGAUCCCCAUCCACAUCAUCUUCUACAUGGUUCGCCUCACCUUGUACUUCACAAACCCCGAAUGGACCGAAUCUGUCCGGGCAAUGCACAGUCACAUCACCUUCUACAACCUCCUCUUCGACGCAUGCUGGUAUCUGCCGUUGGUCAUCCUCUUCAUGGCCAGGAACCUGGGCCUCUUCAGCUCGAAGCCCUUCUUCUCCUACCUGGACCACUGCCCUAAGGUGCGAGAAGGCCUCACGAGCCUCCCGGUGCAGUCCGAUAAGUAUUGGAUGUGGUUCAAGGCGUCUUUGAAGUCCAUUGGCAAGUUGGUGCUUCUGUCCUUGGUGGUCUUCCUGCUGAAGAUGGGCUUCAAGCGUCUCCAGCACGGCCUAUCGGUGGCCACUGUGCUCUACACACAGUAUGCCAAGUACUACCGGAAGGUGAAGGUCUUUGCCGACCCGAAAUAUGGCAAGAAGACGGGCGAUGCAGACGUUGCCCGAAUGCCCUGGCUAAGCCGGGGGCACAUACUGAUGCUCGUAGUGAAUUUGGGGGUGGCCUACCUCAUUUUCGACAACGUGGGAGCAGCGACCCUCUUUCUGCGCUUCUACGAGUGGUACAUCGCCUCCAUCGCCCUGAGCACUGAGCUGCUGGGGGAGUACACCUACAGGCUGAACUAUCAACAAACUAACAUUUUCGUGUACAAGAAAGGCUGGUACUUGUGCGGCUUUGGCACCGUGGUGCUGGUGGGCUUCUACGUGCCCUUCGUGGGGCUUCUGCUGUACCACAGCUUUCAGUACGCGGGGGCGAAGUUGUUGGUGACCAUGCUGGAGCGGGAGUCCGGGGAGCCAAAGAUGUUGCUCUCAGCCAAGCGACAGAAGGUGGAGGAAGAGGAGGAGGAGCCGGAGGUUGGCAGACUCAACUUUGAGGCUGACAGUGCCGACUUGCCCUUCGACGCCACUAUCGGGCGUGCCGGGCAGAAGGUGCGAAAGCUGCAGGCGAACCUCCGGAAGCAGGAGGCGGAUGCGGAGAAGCUGAAGAGUGCUGAGGCGCAGGGCAAGGGCGAAGAGCUCCGGAAGGAGCUAGCGAUUCAGAAGGCGCUGCAGCGCGCUCGCGGAGAGAAGGUGCACGAUGACGUGAGCAAGCUGCGGAAGGUGCACAAGAAUCUGGAGAUGAAGAAGAAAAAGGGCCAGGAGCGUUGGGAGGCAAAGAUUGAGAAUGACAAGCAGAAGGUGGAGGAGCAGCAAGCGCAGCGCAAGGAGAACCUCAAGAACCGAGGUACCAAGAAGAAGGCCAAGAUGUUGCAGCGCAUGGGCUUCGAGGGCGAGCGCACCGGCUGGCUGAACUCGGGCCCCUACUGA